GAAGAAUUAAAGAAAGUGUUUGUAACAAUGAAUAUCAUUUCCAGAAAAAAAAAAAAAAAGAAAGAAAAAACAGAAAUUGGAAAAGAAAAAAAAUGUUAACCCAUUCAGUUUAUGACAGGUUUCUGGAAGUGGACUAAAAUGGAUAGAUAAGCCCAUAUUGGUGCUAUCAUGAACUGGGCCGACUUUCGCAGUUGAUUUUCUGGGCAAGACAAAAAGGCCGACAACAUAACGGUACCGGUAACCUCUUUCUUCCUGUACUGUUGUUCUUCAGUAUCCAUCAUUCCGAAGCCAGAAUUUCUGAAAGACGAACUGCCAGAACGCAUUACGAGCAUUUCCGAUACGGCUAAAAAUCCCACCUUUGUGUUUUUUUUUAUUCAAUCUUGUACCUUCCAGAUCACUUCUUAAGCUGUUUAUGUAAAAAGUUAUAUUCUGUACACCAGCUAGCUUCCUUUUUUCUUUUCUUUUCUUUUUUUUUGGUUUCGAAGCAUUUCAGCAAUUUUUUGAAGCUUUCAGAUAAAAUAUUUGUUUGGUAAAGAUUGAAUUUGAAGUGGGUUUGGUAUUUUUUGAUCAGCCAACCCGAUACAUUUUUGUGUUUCGAUAAAUAUAGAUUGUUAGAUAGAGAGUACAGAGUAGAAAAGGGAAGAAGAAUUAGGCCUCAGUCUUUGUCGAAUUCGGGAUAAAUGGACAAAAAGAAAGUAACGGUGCCAUUGGUUUGUCACGGCCAUUCCCGCCCUGUGGUUGAUUUGUUUUAUAGUCCCGUUACGCCAGAUGGGUACUUCCUCAUUAGUGCCAGCAAGGGUAUGCAUUUUCAUAUCUUUUUCCCUCUUUGAUAUGCAUUAUUGGCUGCCAGAUAAAUGCCUCCAGAUUCAUCUUUAAAUGGCUUCUUUUGGUUUUGGAUUGUGUCAUAAGCUUUUUUGAUUAUAUAAUGACUUCAAGCAAUCGUGUACUCAAUUUACAGCAAGAACAAAGUGGUGCCUUAUGGAUUUAAUUCUUGAAUAUCAACUUAAUAAGCUCCUUUAGCUCCUUUUAUUUCGUUAAUUUAAAAUGUUUUAGUAAAGAUGAGAACAUUGAUCAGAUUAUACCUAGAGAUGUGGGUUAACAAAGUUGAACCGUUAACUGUUAAGGAGUUGCUAUGACUGUGGAACUAAUAUUUCAUCUGAAAUUGGCUUUCUUUAACUCGAUCAAAGUUUCCAGAGUUGGUAGUCUGCCUUUGAUGAGCUUCCAAAAAUUUUUGGGUGAUAAAGACACAGACUCGCAUUAAUACCUUCUGUUGUGUUCAUUAGUGCACAAUAAUCAUGCUAAGAGUCUUUUAUUCCUUGGAUUGUGUCGACAAUGUUUUUUUUGUUCCAGAUUCCAAGCCAAUGCUUCGAAAUGGUGAGACUGGAGAUUGGAUUGGGACAUUUGAAGGGCAUAAAGGUGCAGUUUGGAGUUGCUGCCUGGAUUCAAAUGCUUAUCGUGCGGCUACUGGUUCUGCCGAUUUCUCGGCUAAAAUCUGGGAUGCCAUCACAGGAGAGGUUCUACAUUCUUUUGAGCACAAACACAUUGUUCGCGCCUGUGCUUUUUCAGAGGAUACCAACUUUUUACUGACUGGUGGAGUCGAGAAAGCUCUCCGAAUAUAUGACUUGAAUCGCCUGGAUGCUCCACCCAGAGAAGUGGACAAGUCUCCUGGCUCUGUAAGAACUGUCACUUGGCUCCACAGUGAUCAGACGAUACUAAGUUCUUGUACUGAUAUGGGAGGAGUCAGACUAUGGGAUGUCAGAACUGGUAGUGUGGUCCGGACACUUGAGACUAAAUCAUCUGUGACUAGUGCUGAAGUGAGUCAAGAUGGUCGGUAUAUUACAACUGCUGAUGGUUUCAGUGUGAAGUUCUGGGAUGCAAACCACUUUGGAUUGGUGAAAAGCUACAACAUGCCAUGCACAGUAGAAUCAGCUUCUUUGGAACCCAAGUAUGGCUUUAAAUUUGUUGCUGCAGGAGAAGACAUGUGGAUUCGUGUAUUUGAUUUCCAUACUGGUGAAGAGAUAGCUUGCAACAAGGGGCAUCAUGGUCCUGUGCACUGUGUGCGCUUUGCACCAGUAGGGGAAACAUAUGCUUCAGGGUCUGAAGAUGGAACCAUCAGAAUAUGGCAGACAGGGUCACUUACCAACGAUGAUAGCGAGCCUGUUUCAGACAAUGGAUCUACAGGAAGGGUGAAAGUUGCUGCAGAUGAAGUUUCCCGCAAAAUUGAGGGCUUCCAUAUUGCAGAGGAAGGAAAAGUCAGGGAAAAGGAAGAAGGAGAGAGUACCUGAGCAGCUAGUUGUAACGGAAAAGUAACAUGACACGUAGACGCGCAGUUUACUGGCCUUAUUUUUGCCCGCGGGGGCCACUUGAAAAUGCAAAUUGCGGUAAAUUGGUGACUAUUAAACUGGUGUACUUUUUGUUGCUUAUGUCUUGUACAUGUAGAGAGUGAGCGCUUGCAUUUUGGUUGGUUGUAUGCACAGAUGUGAGUAAACAAUCUUAUGCCAUUAAUGUUCAUGGGAUUGUUAUUUUCAAAGAUGAAAAUUCAGGUUAAUGAAUUUAGUCCAAUCCGAUCUGUUUAAUGAUCAGAAAAAUUUAGACUCUUGCAAUAUCUACGAUCAAGGGUUUAAUUUUCCCUUUUCCACUAGAAUUAGAUGGAAAAAUACAUUUUGAGGAACUAAACUGCAGUUGCAACUUUUCUGGGCAGAACCUUUUGCAGAGUUCAUAUACAUUGUUAACAUCCAAUCCAAACACGUAAGGGUUACAAAUUGAUCAAGUCAAUGAAGGGGCUUUUAAAUAAACAAAUACUAAUAAUGGCUGGGUUCUACAAUCCACAAAAAUUAACCACCAAGAAAAGGAAACUGAUCAUAGCAUCAACCCCUAAAGAGCACACGCUCAGACGUUAUGCAGUCUUUCAAAACUCAAAUUGCUAAAAAACAGUCUUCCGUAUAGAUCCAACGGUCUGGAAGCACUAUCAGAACUUCAAAUAACUGCUACCUUUGGAACAUCAACUGGGAAAUUAUCUAUCUCAGCCAACCAGGGGUUUGCGUUAGUUUCCUUUGAAGGCUUUACUGACCUUAGUGCCUUCCAGACAGCACUGUUACACUUGAACCCGGAACCGAAUGCAAUCUGCCAUACCCUAUCUCCUCUCCUCACUCUUCCUUUAGCUUCUGUAUAAGCUAAUUCGUACCACAAAGAGCUACUUGAGGUGUUGCCAAAUCGAUAUAAAGUCAUUCUUGAAGGCUCCAUGUGCCAUUCAGAUAGCUGCAAGUUUUUCUCGAUUUCAUCCAAGACAGCUCUGCCUCCAGCAUGAAUGCAGAAGUGCUCAAAAGCAAGCUUAAAAUCUGGAAUGUAGGGCUUGAGCUUCAUCUUAAACAGUUUCCUACCAACUAAAGUAGCAAAGAAAAGCAGCUGCUCGGACAUUGGCAGGACAAGAGGUCCUAGAGUGGUGAUAUUAGUCUUCAGAGCAUCGCCAGCCACAGCCAUUAGCUCCUUUGACAAUGAAACACCAAUCUUUCCAUUAUCAUCUUCCUCUUGCACGACACAGGCAUAGCACUUAUCAUCGGCACCCUUGUGAGUACGAACAGCGUGAACCAAUUUGUACUUGGCUCUUCUUCUCUCGGAAAAUUUGUUAGAUAAUAGUAUUGCAGCCCCUCCCAUUCUGAACAAACAGUUUGAAACAAGCUUUGACCUGUCAUUUCCGAAAUACCAAUUCAGAGUAAUGUUCUCCAUGCUCACGACCAAGGCGUAUGAGUUUGGAUGGUACUGUAGAAGUUUUUUGGCUAGAUCAAUAGAGAUCAGACCAGCACUGCAGCCCAUGCCUCCUAGAUUGUAGCUAGCUAUAUUUCCUCGGAGCUUAUAAUGGUUAAUUACCAUUGCAGACAAACUUGGGGUUGGAUUGAACAAGCUACAGUUCACAACCAAAAUUCCAAUAUCUUUUGGAUUCACUUUGGUCUUGGCCAAAAGCUGGUCGAUGGCACCAAACAUAACAACCUCAGCUUCUUUUCUAGCUUCCUUCAUAGAUGGAUUUGGGGGAAUAUUGAGUACAGCUUCAGGAAGGUAAGUAUUAUCUCCAAGGCCAGACCUUUGAAGGAUUUUCCUCUGAAACUCAAGAUUCUCUUCUGAAAAUGUGCCAACCAUUUGGGACUGUUCCAUGAAAGUCUUCUUUGUACACCGUCGAGCUUCAUCAGGCUUGUAGCAAGCAAAAUCGACAAGGUAAACAGGGCGAGGACGAGUGAGGAAGUAGAUGGUUGAUAUGAAAACUAAGAGACUUGAGCAUAGGAUGACCGAAAUUAAGUUGUAUUGAAGAUUAUCCCAAAGCUCAUAGAGGUCAGGGAGGGACCAGGUGGACAUUUGAGCAGCAACCACAACAAUAAAAGGGGUGAUGAAGAGGUACAUUCCAUGAGUAAUGAGAUAAUGAUAACCGAGCUUGACGUACUUCAACUUGAUCGAUUUCUUAUAAUCUGGGAACUUCCCAGACGAGGGAGGGAGUAAAGGGGUGCUUGAUUUUGUCUCUGCCAUGUUUGCCCCUGAUCAGAUCAAACCAUCACUAGGUAAGACACUUUGGAGAAAAACUCCUUGAAAGCAGAGAAGAAAAAAAGAAAAAACAUAAUUCACUUGACAACUUGAGCAAAACUGAUGCCCUCAGCAGAAUUGAUUGUAAAUGAUAGAUCCUUGAAACUAAUACUAAAUCUGAAAGACCGUGACAUCUAACCAAAGAAAUGACUCAACCAUCCUUUCCGGUUUUAGAAAGGGAAACUUUAGCAAGGCAUUGAAAGGCAACUAGACAAAAGUGGAUAACAUUGAAUUAGAAUUCGUUGCAGAUGUUCCCCUUUUGUACCAACUUGAAUGCAGUUUCAUUAUAGUUGUAUGUUAGCAACAAUGUAGUUCUACGAACAGUAAGAAAGGCUAGUUCUUUAGACCACAGAUCAAGAUUCCACUCUCCUCUAUCGUUCAUAAAAUUUCCCAAUGCAAUUCAUAAACAAAACACAUUCUUUAAAAGCGAUUCCAAGAUUCAACAGAGCAGGUGUGCAUCAUCAAGCAAGCACAUCAAAAAAUUUGAACAUAAAAACAGAAUCUUUCCGGUACUUGAUUUACAUACAUUGUGAACUUUUAUCAUCUUCAGAACAAAACCGGAUAAAAAAAAUUCAUUCUUUACAAGUUAAAGAAAACGAAAUGCAUCAAAACCAUGACAAACAAACCAUGAAAUCAAUAACAGAUCUCCAAGAAAACAUGUCAAAUGAACUUAUCAAGGAAAAUUCUACACCAUAUCUAUCAUAAAAAAAAGAGCAGCCCAGAAUAAGAAAAGAUAAUUACCUUUCAAGGCUCAAUCGCACCCCCGAAAGAAAAGACACCUUCAAUCUCCCCUCAAGAAAAAAAGCAGCAGCCAAGAGGGGAGAGAAAGAAAGGGAGGAACUUCAAAUGUAUUAACCAGAAAAAAAAAAAAAAAGGCUCAAAUGGGAUUGAUUUUGUUAGCCUAAAAUUUUAAUAUUAGAAAAAAUGUCAGUAAUUUAAUAGAGGGAAAAACGUGGGUUGAGAUUUGAGAAGGCCUUUCCGAGAGGCUUCUGAUGAGAAGAAUGAGAUUCGGGGAAUAUAAUUUUGCAGGCAAAAAGAGAAGAGAGAACAACAUGCAAUGCCACCAAAUUUAAAUGGUCCAAAAAUGAGACUAAAUUGAAAAUACAAAGUGGAAAAUUUUUACUAGUCCACUUACGUUACGUGUUUUAGAUUCCGUGUCAACACACACUUCCCCUUUUGGUGUGUGUGGAAACCAGAAACCUAAGAAGAAGCCUAGAAGAAGAAGCAGAAGAAGAAGAUGAAGGCGGCUGGCUGCUUUUUAAGUUUCAACCGGCCUUUGAAUUUUGAAAGAAUGCUUUUUUUUUUCAGCUGUUGUUUUCCAAGAAGAGAGGCCGAAUGUAAUUAUGGUAAUGACCACUGCAAUUAAAUCCUCAGGGGCGCGUAAUUAAAAGUAAUUAAAAGUGUGGGUUGAAUAGGUCAAAGUUGGUUGGAUUGGAUGAAAUGUGAUGCCCUUCUUCUCU
Oldenlandia corymbosa var. corymbosa is the source of this 6029-nucleotide messenger RNA. The record is from the annotation of a GenBank genome assembly. NCBI's taxonomy places the organism in Eukaryota, Viridiplantae, Streptophyta, Magnoliopsida, Gentianales, Rubiaceae.